This is a messenger RNA of Carassius auratus (goldfish), 3615 nucleotides long. Its product is annotated as solute carrier family 2, facilitated glucose transporter member 1-like. The coding region runs from base 1 to 1467 and encodes 488 amino acids. Gene Ontology annotation, molecular function: D-glucose transmembrane transporter activity. Gene Ontology annotation, cellular component: apical plasma membrane; basolateral plasma membrane; plasma membrane. NCBI's taxonomy places the organism in Eukaryota, Metazoa, Chordata, Actinopteri, Cypriniformes, Cyprinidae. The transcript has 10 exons. Gene Ontology annotation, biological process: dehydroascorbic acid transport; response to insulin. The record is from RefSeq and is a predicted model, not a curated record.
AUGGAGUCUAAUAAAAAGGAGCUGACGCUUCAGCUGAUGUUGGCUGUUGGGACUGCUGUGAUCGGCUCCUUGCAGUUUGGCUACAACACAGGAGUCAUCAAUGCCCCUCAGAAGACCAUCGAGUCUUUCUACAAUGAGACGUGGAAUAAAAGGUACUCGGAGUACAUACCUUCGACCACUCUAACUACACUCUGGUCCAUAUCAGUGGCCAUUUUCUCUGUGGGUGGCAUUGUCGGCUCGUUCUCAGUUGGGCUCUUUGUAAACCGCUUUGGCAGGAGGAACUCAAUGCUCAUUGUUAAUAUUCUGGCCUUCAUCGCUGCCGCUUUAAUGGGCUUUUCCAAGCUGGCUGAAUCCUGGGAGAUGCUUAUUAUCGGACGCUUCAUUGUUGGCCUUUACUCUGGCCUGUCCACAGGCUUUGUACCAAUGUAUGUUGGAGAAAUCGCCCCAACUUCAUUACGUGGGGCACUGGGCACACUUCAUCAGCUUGGCAUUGUCAUUGGCAUCCUCAUAGCACAGAUCUUUGGUAUGAAAGAAAUCAUGGGGACUCCUACAAUGUGGCCCUUCCUACUUGGCUUUACUUUCAUCCCAGCCAUACUCCAGUGUGCCCUGCUGCCCUUCUGCCCCGAGAGCCCGCGCUACCUCCUCAUCAACCAGAGCGAGGAGGCCAAAGCUAAGAGUGUGCUGAAGAAGCUCCGUGGCACUGAAGAUGUGGAUGAAGCCAUGCAGGAGAUGAGAGAAGAGAGCAGGCAGAUGAUGAGGGAGAAGAAGGUCACCAUCCCUGAGCUCUUCCGCUCAUCGCUCUACCGCCAGCCCAUCUUCAUUGCCAUCAUGCUGCAGCUCUCCCAGCAGUUCUCCGGUAUAAAUGCUGUUUUUUAUUACUCCACUCGUAUAUUUGAGAAAGCAGGAGUGUCUGAGCCGGUCUAUGCCACCAUUGGUGCUGGAGUUGUGAACACAGCAUUCACAGUUGUGUCGCUGUUCAUAGUGGAGCGAGCUGGCCGAAGAUCACUACAUCUUAUCGGGCUGAUGGGAAUGGCUGCGUCUUCUGUUCUCAUGACCAUAGCUAUGGCAUUACUAGAUCAAGUGAAAUGGAUGUCAUAUAUCAGCAUCGUAGCCAUCUUCAGUUUUGUGGCAUUUUUCGAGAUCGGACCAGGCCCAAUCCCGUGGUUCAUUGUGGCAGAACUCUUCAGUCAAGGUCCUCGGCCUUCUGCCAUCGCUGUUGCUGGUUUCUCCAACUGGUUUGCCAACUUUUUGGUGGGAAUGAGCUUCCAGUAUGUUGAGGAACUGACAGGGCCGUACGUUUUCAUCAUCUUUACUGUCCUCCUGCUGCUAUUCUUUGUCUUUACCUACUUCAAAGUUCCUGAGACCAAAGGGCGGACAUUUGAAGAGAUCUCUGCGAGCUUCCGCUCAGGAUCUGAGAAGUAUACCCGAGAUGAUCUGAAUGCAUUGGGGGCAGAUUCCCAGCUCUGAGCUCUUUGCUACAUUUAUAAAGUAAUGCUGUAGACUAACCCAAGUGAGCAUCCUCCACUGUAGCACAGUGGGUAUGCUCACAAUGGCAAACUAUUAUAUUACUCCUACUAGGAAUACUGUAGGUUAUGCACUGUUUACUAUGCACUAGUGUUGUCACGAUACUGGAAUGUCUAACUUUGAUACGAUAUUCAUUACCAUUUUCAAUGCCAGAGGGAUAAACUGGAACAACAUUAAGGGCAUAACAUUGUUGAUUUCUAUUAAAUGAUAAAUAUGACAAGGCUAGAACUUGACAAUGAGGAAUAUUUUUACAAUAAUGAAAACUUCUUGAGGUGGUAAAACACUGGAGAAAAAAAUGUACACUGUACACUGGAGAAAAAGCUUACGGAUUUGCAUGUUUACUUCAAAUGGUUUUUAAAGAGAAGUAUUAUUUUUGCUAUUUUAUUACCCAGAAUAGGGUGGUGUGACCAUUAUGGAGCAUAAUGAGCACCGUAAACACAAGUAAUGCAACAUGGAAUUUAAUACAAUAUAGAAUACUGUAAAAUAAUAUAUUUUCUGCCUAGUUCUGUAAUAAGAAGCCAAAUCAGAUCACUAAAGAAUGUUAUUUCAAACACUCAGCUGAUGUUACGAAGCAAGUUUAGAGUUGCUAUAGGUGUUUCAGUACUACGGAGAAAGAGUUUUGAAAGCAUCUAUGCUCAAAGCUGUUUCAGAUAUUUCAGUAUCGAUAUGUAUAAAAUAUAUAUAUAUUUUUGACAACACUAGUAUGCAGAUUUUCUGAUUGCAUUGAAUGCUCUUAUGACUUACUAGACUUGCCAAACUGUGCAAUAUUUGACCAGUACAUACAUUGCUUCUCAAUAAUUACUCAUUAUUUCACUGGACUGACAAAAGCGUGAAUAUUCGUAUACAAAAUUGUAUUAAACAUGGCAAAAUUGCUAUAUUUAUUUCUGGAAUCAUAACCAGACACCUCUCUCUAAUGUAAUAUUUGUGACACUGUUAUAACAGUGCACAAUAUUAUAGUUUAAACCUUUUUUUUGCAUACUGCAGACUAUUUUUAGAUAAAUUACAUAUGACAUACUGUGCUAUUAUUUUUUACAUGCUAUAUUGAAACAAUAACAUGUAGUAUACAGUAUGUUGUAGCAUGCAGUAUGCAGUAUUUUAGUAUUCCAUUCUGAACGUUUCCACUUUCUUAUUUCAGCAAAUGAACAGUAGUAAAGACAAUUCAGCUUUUUUCUCACACGAACACACUCACACAUUUUUUUUUAUUGUUUGUUUACUCAUUCUGAAAUAGAGAAUAGUAUCUAAAAAAAUAAUAAUCAUAAUUUCUGCAUGUUUAAAUGCAUAUGAAUAAGAUUAUUUCACACUUGUGUACUAUUUUGAACGAUUCAGUUCGUACAAUUCAACUGAAAUAUAUUGUUUUUUAGACUUUAGACUAACAGUUUUAACAGUUUUUGCUAGUGUCUAGUUAACACAUGAUGAGUUCUGAUAUAAUAUGUCUCCUGGUGUUAUAUCAAGUAUAAUGAUGUCAGAAAUUAUUAUGGUUUCAGAUUAUGAUAUAUGUUUAUCAAUACUUGAACUGUAGCUUUACCAAGAAGUGGCAAGAUUAAUUCACAAAAAGUAUACAAACUCAAAUCAAUUAUUUACAAUCAUACAGCAGUCCUUCUGUUUUCAGAAGUGUUAAUUAGGGUCUCCAAUAUGAUGAAGUUUAAUAUCUUUCAAAAAGUGGAUCUUAUUUUGACAUCCAGCAAAUUAACUCAACUAAUAUAUUUGUUAUACUAUAAUAUAAAAUAUAUAUAUUUUAGAUUUGUGCAUAAUGUUUGAUGUUUGUGUGAUGAUGAAUUUAGUAUAUUGUUUAUUUAGCAAAAGUACAAUAAUUGUUCACAUGCUGUUUAUUUAUUCCACAUAUUGCUAGGCAUUAUGAAUGAAACAGGCUUCUAAUAUUUCUUAUGUAAUAUAUAUAUGAUUGAUGAUUAGUGUUUUGAUUUUUUUUUAACUUCCUAAAACACGACAUAUGGUUUUGUUCAGUAUACAACAGAAAUUGUGUUAGUAAUCCAAGAAAAAAUGUGCCAAUACAUGUUCAUGCUGGGUAUCCUACUUUUUCUAAAUAAUCAAUUUAUAGCUGCAAAUAAAGCAAAUAAACAAAACUGCAACACG